Racocetra fulgida is the source of this 964-nucleotide messenger RNA. Lineage: Eukaryota; Fungi; Glomeromycota; Glomeromycetes; Diversisporales; Gigasporaceae. The record is from the annotation of a GenBank genome assembly.
AAAGAAAUAAACAAAUUGUGGAUCUUAGGGCAGAAGUCCAAGAAAAGGUUUCAACGAUUAAGAAGUUGGAAGACGAUAAUCAAAAUUACCGUGAAUUACUUAUCAAAUUACGAAAAGAUUUUGAAAGUUGCAAGCAUCUAUUGCAAAGGGAAAGGGAAGGCAAGAUAAUGUUGCAACACGAUUUAUCUGUGCAAGACCAGCAAAUCACUUUUCUUGAAAAGAAAAAUACGGAAUUAAAAGAUGAAGCAUCCAAAUAUCAACUAGCACUGGGUAAUGCAACAAAUUUUCGAUUUAAUGAUGAUGAUCCAAAUAACACCAUGCGACUUAAGUCUGAUAUUGAAAAUCUUCAAAACAUGAUUGAAGAUUAUGUAACUAAUUUGAAAACUGGUGUAGAAAUAAAUUUUGAAAAUGUUAACAAACUUUUACAGACAUAUGGAUCUCAAACAACAAUUAAUUCUGAUGAUCCAAACAGGCGAUUAAUUAAAGCUGUCUUACAGCAUCAUGUGUUGAAAGAAAUUUUAUCAUAUACAGAUGUGUGUCCGGAAAAUGAUUGUACGGAAACAUGUACUCUCGAAUCAAAUAUUAUUCGUAAAACAGACGAUUUAAUUGGACUUAUUAAUAGAUUUUCCAAUGAACGUGUAGGCACAGAUGAUGUUACUAGGGUAGCAUCUAUAAAAUUACGUCAACAGGUCUAUGUUAUACUCGGUAAUCGUGGAUAUGCUAAUGUAUACGAAAAAAAUAUUGAAAAUAAACAGCAUCCAUUUCUAACUAUAUUUCAAAAAAGACUAAAUGAUUCAAUGAACCAAUAUCGUGCAGUCAACGAUCCUAAAAAGAAGACCAUGGUUGAAAGAAUGGCAGAGAAAUUAAUUCAAGAAGUAGUUAGAGUUUUCAAGUUUCGUUUCAAAGUUCAGGAACCAAUGAUUGAAAUUUACUGGAUAAAUUAUAGUACUAAAAUAAUGGAUGA